AUGGCGCCUGCCCUGGAUCUGGGCGGUUCUUCCGCCUCCAUUUCGCAAGCGAGGCUCAAGUCGACAACGACAACGACGACGGGGCCAGCAGGAAAGAUUGAAGCAGCGCAAGAUCCCUUGACCGGCGAGUCAUUGGGCUCAAGCCGACCACUAGAUGCAUCAGCUCUGAUCCUCGAAAGGACCAAGAGCGCCAAAAAGCCGCCUCCUUCGCACGAGCUUGUGUUCGGCCACUGCUUCUCCGAUCACAUGCUAAGCGUGGACUGGUCUAGCUCAAGAGGCUGGUCGAGCCCCAAAAUCCAACCGUACGGCCCCUUCACACUGGAUCCCUCCAGCGUCAUCUUCCACUAUGCGCCCAGCUUGUUUGAGGGCAUGAAGGCCUACAAAGAUGUGAAUGGCGAAGUGAGGUUGUUCAGGCCCGAUAUGAACAUGAAGCGCAUGAACACGAGCGCCGAAAGGUUGGCUUUGCCUGUGAGUUUAUAGAGCUGCGCUGCGCAGCUUGCUUAGGAUGAAGGAGUGUCGACGCGAGCAUAUGCGCUCACAUCUCCUCCGACUUGGGCAGACGUUCUCGCAUGGUGAUCUGAUUAAGCUCAUCGCGACACUGGUGGAUCUCGAUAGCUCUUGGAUUCCUUCAGAGCCUGGCCACAGCUUGUACAUUCGACCAGCCUUGAUUGGUACGCAAGCAGCUCUCGGUGUUCACCCUACGACAGAUGCUCGGCUGUUCGUGAUCAGCAGCCCUGUCGGUCCCUACUACAAGACUGGCUUCAAGCCUGUCGCUCUAGAAGCGGAUCCGAGCAAGGUUAGGGCUUGGCCAGGCGGCACGGGCAACUACAAGCUUGGAGGCAACUACGCGCCGGGCAUUAGACCGCAAAUGGAGGCUGCGACGCGCGGCUACCAGCAAAACCUUUGGCUGUUCGGUGAUGAGCACUGGCUGACGGAGGUCGGCACCAUGAACCUCUUCGUUGCGCUCAGACAGAGCGAUGGCAGUGAGUGGCACAGAUGCGGGUCCACGCGUCUUUGGGCAAGUGAUGCCUCUGCAUCUUCACGCUGACCUUGCCCUGCAUUCAUUUCUCAGGCGUGGAGCUUGUAACACCGCCCUUGAACGGAAUGAUCUUGCCGGGCGUAACGCGAGACUCGAUCCUUGGUUUGGCAAGGGAGCACAGCUCUGGCUCAACACAGCCUCUGGAGGGUGUAGCAAAGGAACUGAAAGUGUCAGAGCGAGAGAUCAACAUGGCCGAGAUUCAAAAGGCUGCCUCUGAAGGAGCCUUGCUGGAAAUCUUUGGUGCUGGUACAGCAGCUGUCGUCUCGCCCGUAGACAGAAUCGGAUACAUGGGCAAAGAUGUGCACAUCCCGGUGGGACCCAGCGGAGCGGGACCUAUCGCCAAGGCUAUGCUGGAACGCAUCAACGACAUUCAGCUCGGUAGGAUCGAGCAUCCCUGGAGCGUGCGCGUCAAGGACAUCGUCGACAACAAGGUCUGA
Ceraceosorus bombacis is the source of this 1476-nucleotide messenger RNA. Lineage: Eukaryota; Fungi; Basidiomycota; Exobasidiomycetes; Ceraceosorales; Ceraceosoraceae. The record is from the annotation of a GenBank genome assembly.